Molecule: messenger RNA, 966 nt
Organism: Lutra lutra (Eurasian river otter)
Lineage: Eukaryota; Metazoa; Chordata; Mammalia; Carnivora; Mustelidae
Product: olfactory receptor 4F6-like
Exons: 2
Coding region: 1-966 (321 amino acids)
Biological process (GO): G protein-coupled receptor signaling pathway
Cellular component (GO): membrane
Molecular function (GO): olfactory receptor activity; G protein-coupled receptor activity
Source: RefSeq, a predicted model, not a curated record
AUGAAAAAGAUAUCUGAAUUGCUUUGUGACAAUGAGACCAUGGAUGAAGGUAACCACUCAGUAGUGUUGGAGUUUGUGUUCCUGGGACUCUCAACCUCACCGGAGAUCCAGCUCCUUCUCUUCUUCUUUUCCUGUGUGUUCUAUGUGGCCAGCCUGAUGGGAAACCUCCUCAUUGUGCUAACUGUGACCUCUGACCCUCGUUUACAGUCCCCCAUGUACUUCCUGUUGGCCAACCUUUCCAUCAUCGACUUGAUAUUUUGCUCUUCCACAGCUCCCAAGAUGAUUUACGAUCUUUUAAGAGAGUGCAAAACCAUCUCUUUUAGGGGCUGUGUAGUUCAGAUCUUCUUUAUCCACGCAGUUGGGGGCAGUGAGAUGGUGCUGCUCAUCGCCAUGGCCUUUGACAGAUAUGUUGCCAUAUGUAAGCCUCUCCACUACCUGACCAUUAUGACCCCACGGAGGUGCAUUUUAUUUCUGGUCGCAUCCUGGAUCAUUGGCCUUAUUCAUUCAGUGACUCAACUGGCUUUUGUUGUGGACUUGCCUUUCUGUGGGCCUAAUGAAUUAGACAGCUUUUUUUGUGACCUUCCUCGGUUUAUCAGACUUGCUUGCACAGAGACAAACACAUUGGGAUUCAUGGUUACUGCCAAUAGUGGCUUUAUUUCUGUGGCCUCCUUUUUAAUUCUAAUAAUCUCUUACACCUUUAUUUUGGUGACUGUUCAGAAAAAAUCUUUGGGGAGUAUGUCCAAGGCCCUUUCCACUCUGGCAGCUCAUGUCACUGUCGUUGUUUUGUUCUUUGGGCCAUUAAUUUUCUUCUAUGUGUGGCCAUUUCCCACAUCACAUCUGGAUAAGUUCCUUGCCAUCUUUGAUGCAGUUCUUACUCCCUUUCUGAAUCCAGUCAUCUACACUUUUAGGAAUAAGGAGAUAAAGGUGGCAAUGAGGAGACUGUUCUCAGUUUGUGAAUUAGAGUAA